UGUAGCCAAGAAAUUAAUCAAAGAACAGAAAAUCAAAUAUAUCGUAUCGAAAAAUGAAAUCUUUUACGAUGAUGAUGAUGAUCAUAGUACUGUUUUUGGGAGUGAUGUUGCAGGUAACAUUGGGUCAGGACAAUAGGAACAGGGACUCAUCAUCAUCAUGUAUGAGCAGGUUGCUACCAUGUAUGAAUUUUUUGAAUGAAGCAAGAGGGAAUCCACCAGAAAGUUGUUGCAAUCCACUAAGAGAGAUAAUAGAGAAAAUGCCUGAAUGUUUGUGUCAAAUGGUAAGUAUUAAAGGGAGCAAUGCAGCUGAAAGAGCUGGGAUUAAUGUUAAUGAGGCUCAAAUGUUGCCUGCUAAAUGUGGACAGCCUGUUAAUUACAUGGGAUGUCUUAAAGGAUCAUCAAGUUCAGAUUCAAAUUCAGCUGGCUACUCAAUGGGGACUACAAGCAUGAGAAUGUUGUUGGCUGUUGUUUCUCUGAUUUUAUUUCAAGCUUUGUGACUUAAGUUUUGAUUUUCUUGAUGGGCUCUGUUGAUAAUCAUUAUUAUAUUUUUACCUUUUUUUUU
This is a messenger RNA of Capsicum annuum, 562 nucleotides long. RefSeq names its product non-specific lipid transfer protein GPI-anchored 30. The coding region runs from base 54 to 497 and encodes 147 amino acids. Gene Ontology annotation, biological process: lipid transport. Gene Ontology annotation, molecular function: lipid binding. NCBI's taxonomy places the organism in Eukaryota, Viridiplantae, Streptophyta, Magnoliopsida, Solanales, Solanaceae. The transcript is spliced from 2 exons. The record is from RefSeq and is a predicted model, not a curated record.